Messenger RNA from Diprion similis, 13889 nucleotides. RefSeq names its product E3 ubiquitin-protein ligase HUWE1 (gene HUWE1). The record is from RefSeq and is a predicted model, not a curated record. Gene Ontology annotation, molecular function: protein binding; ubiquitin-protein transferase activity; zinc ion binding. Lineage: Eukaryota; Metazoa; Arthropoda; Insecta; Hymenoptera; Diprionidae. The transcript is spliced from 49 exons. Gene Ontology annotation, biological process: proteasome-mediated ubiquitin-dependent protein catabolic process; protein polyubiquitination; positive regulation of protein catabolic process. The coding region runs from base 384 to 13175 and encodes 4263 amino acids. Gene Ontology annotation, cellular component: nucleus.
GAAGAAAGAAAAAAUUUAAUCCCUACAAAGAGGCGGAGAAGUCGCCUGUUACUUCGUCCGUACCAACAUCAUAAUAAUCGACGACAAACACCCGAUAUUCACCGAUUAUUUUCAGGAAGCAGGAAAAGACUGAGAUAGAGAAACGGGGUUUUCAUAUUUAAUAUACACAAACCUACGUUAUAACCAAUGCGGUAGCGGCGCGAUGCCUGCUGCACCGUAUCGUCAACCUAUUCUCGACAAGUGCAGCACUGCCAUCGGUGAAAACAUUUCGAAGAAGAUCGUUAAACACCACCGUUCCAAAACUUUGAACAUACUGAUUCAGGAUUCGCCCGAUAAUCCUCAAUAAAUAAAUAACAUCAUUCAUACGGAAAUCAUCUUUCAAAAUGAAGAUUGAUCGUUGUAGAUUGAAAAAAUGCACUUCCGAAGUGCCUGCAGAAUGCCAGGCACUGAUAAGCAAGUUGCGUUCGUGUUCGCACGCCGAAUUGCUAGAAGAACUGAAGCAAAUAGAUGCCUGGACGUUCGGAAAAUGCGAAUUGUUCCAUUGGAUCGAUGUACUAGACCUGAGUGACAGUAUUCUUGAAGAAGCCGCAGCUAGAUCACCUGAUAACCAAUGGGAACUCGCAUGCGAUCUUCCUCAAAACAGAGAGGCAAAAGAACUGCUUCUCUGGGUACUACACUUCACCACCCUCUUGAUCGAGCACUCUUUUUCACGACAUUUGUACAACAGCAUGGAACAUCUAGUUACGUUAUUGUCGAGUUGCGACAUGCACGUCGUCCUUGGCGUAUUAAAUCUUCUCUACAUGUUUAGUAAACGUAGUAAUUUUAUUACUCGUUUAAAUAGCGACAAACGUCAAGCUUUACUCAGCCGUUUGAAUCACUUAGCUGAGAGCUGGGGCGGAAAAGAGAAUGGAUUUGGCCUUGCUGACUGCUGCAAAGAACAGCCGGAUAAGCCAUUUCCUGCUAGUGCAACUACUCUGCACUUUGAGUUUUAUGCCGAAAAUCCGAUCGUGUCUACAACAUCAACAACAACAGCAGCAACCACAACAACAACAACAACAGCGACAACAAUGACAACAGAACCAGUCAUUUCAAUUAGCGGAAGUGCCAGCGGAGGUUUAACUAACAAGAAGAGUGGUCAGACAAAUUUGGUCACUUAUAUCCACAUCGAAGGUGUCGACAAGCUCCGCAAAACCCCGGCACAAAUAAUGAAUGAUUUAUUAAAAUCGUAUAAUGUUCCUCAAGAAAGACAGAUGGCCUUGUUAACUCACAUCAGAUUGGCACAUAGUUUCUCAGAUUAUCGAAGACGUCUACAAUGUGUUCAGGCAAGAUUACAAGCGCUCUCUGUACUUGUAUACAGUAAUGCUCUUCAGGAAAAUGCCCACAGCCUUUUGCACACUGGCUUGUUAGAAGAGCUGGUCGAACUUCUAGAGCUCCCUCAUGCUCACCUUGUAGAAAUCCGCGCUGCAGCUCUACGGACAUUAACUAGCAUUAUACAUCUAGAUCGUAAUCCUCAUUUCCCAAAGAAACCAGGUUCUCGUUUGAACAUGAUAAUAGACGUUACUGGUGCGAGUUCGUACCACGGUUUUCUACCUGUACUCGUGCGCACUUGUAUCUCUACUUUGACAUCGCCACAACCUGAUGGACAACCCUUUCCACUUCCCCUAGCCACAGCUUUGUUCAGUUUUCUUUAUCACCUUGCCAGUUACGAAGCUGGUGGCGAAGCUUUGGUCAGUUGCGGAAUGAUGGAGAGUCUUCUAAAAGUUAUCAACUGGCCAGGAAGCGAGCUUGAACACAUUACAUUCGUUACACGAGCUGUGCGAGUUAUAGAUUUAAUAACAAACAUCGACAUGCAAGGAUUCCAAGCCCACGGAGGCCUGGUUAGUUUUAUAAAUCGAUUGGACAUGGAAGUGAACGUCUGCAGGAAGGAACAGCCUUUCGAAAUCGAACCUCAGCAGCAGUCGAAUCAAGAAAAUCAGCAACAGCAGCAGCAACAGCAAUCGGCUGCCGAAAGGCCUGCAGAGGUGGACGACGACUCAAACCCUCCCACAGCUCCCCCAAUGAACGAAACGUUUGAUGACCGUGAGGAAUCACUGAAUCUGAUGGAAUUUUCUGAGGAUGAAAACGCUGGCUUGAAAGUAGAGGACAAACGUGAACCUUUGCCAGAUUACUCGGGAGCUAAGACAGGGAAAACCUGCCUUCCUCAAAGGGCAGCGCUUCUCAAAUCUAUGCUCAAUUUUCUAAAAAAAGCCAUUCAAGAUCCAGCGUUCACUGACAGCAUACGUCAUGUAAUGGAAGGGACUUUGCCAGCCUCGUUGAAACACAUUAUUAGCAACUCCGACUACUACGGACCUUCCCUAUUUUUACUUGCUACGGAUGUUGUUACGGUUUACGUUUUUCAAGAGCCUUCGCUACUGUCUUCCCUGCAGGACAACGGCCUUACUGAUGUCGUUCUGCACGCUCUGCUAAUCAAAGAUGUACCUGCGACUAGAGAAGUAUUGGGAUCUUUGCCCAAUGUGUUCAGUGCAUUAUGUUUAAAUCAACGAGGACUAGAGUCUUUUGUAAAGUGUCGGCCGUUUGAACGUCUGUUCAAAGUCCUCCUUUCCCCUGUUUAUCUCUCUGCAAUGCGACGCAGAAGAAGCGCCGAUCCGCUCGGUGACACAGCUUCCAAUCUCGGUAAUGCAAUGGAUGAAUUAAUGAGGCAUCAGCCUAGUCUCAAAGUGGACGCUACAGCUGCGAUUAUCAAGCUACUAGAAGAGCUGUGCCUUCUGGGCUGCGAUCCUCGCUACGUUUGUUGGCGUGCAGCAAGCAAGUCUGAAAACUCACCGUCGAGCUCGAGUUCUAACAGUCGUCAGUCCUCAGGACAGUCCGUCGGCGUUGGCGUCGGCGAUGGAAGCGGCGGCGCCGGGGGAGGGGGUGGAAGCAGCAGCGACGAGGAAGACGAAGAUGAGGAAGAAGCAAGCACCAGUUCGCAUCCUCAGCGCGAAGAACAGCCUUCUCCGUCUCCCGCUCAGCCUGGACCACCACCUCAACCACGGGAAAAAACACCGAUAGCUUUAGUCGACUAUAUUCACAAUGUGAUGAAAUUCGUCGACGCCAUACUGAGCAACAAUUCGACGGACGAUCACUGUCGAGAAUUCGUUGCUCAAAAAGGACUGGUCCCACUUCUGUCUAUCCUCGGAUUGCCAAAUCUUCCAGUCGACUAUCCAGUUGCUCAGGCGGCGCAGGCCGUUGCUUCGGUUUGCAAAAGCAUUCUGAAUUUGGCACACGAGCCUUUGGUACUCAAGACAGGAUUGUCCCAACUCAACGAAGUCUUGAAUCUUCUGAAACCGCUUCAUUGUCACAUGGAAUCCCCUGGAGGAUCGGUUCUUCUACACGAAUUAGCUUCGGCUCCUAAUUUAGAGACUGCCUUCACCAGCGAUCAGGCUACGCCUCUGCUUCACGCCAUGAACGCGGCUCACGGCUACGUCGUCAUGUUUGUUCACGUCUGCCGAACUGGCCAAAGUGAAAUACGCAACCUUUCAAUGAAUCAUUGGGGAUCUGAUCUUGGGCUGACUGUCCUCAAAGGGCUGUCUGAAUUGUACACCUCACUUGUAUGGGAAAGUACACUCCUGUUGGCGCUCUGCAGCGACGACAUCAUUCCUGCAGGUUGCGACUUUGGGAAAGAAGAUAUGGACAAAUUAGUACCCCUGGAACUUAGGACCGAGGGCGAACCGUCUUCUUCAUGGGCUGCCACCACUUCAUCUGAUAUGGGUAGCAACGGAAUGACAACCGCUAUGGAAGCUUUGAGUACAGAUCCACCGCCAGUAUCGAUGGAGGUAAUCAAAACUCAGGAUUUAAUUGCGCUAAGGGUCGAUGACAAGCCAAACAGCGUAACUGGCAGAACAUCACCAAGUACUCAUCAAUUAAAGUACAUCAAACCUUUGCUCGGGGCUUCAUCACGACUUGGAAGAGCCUUAGCAGAGUUAUUUGGCCUUCUUGUAAAGUUGUGCGUUGGAUCACCAAUAAGACAACGAAGGGGUCAGCAGCUUCCCAUGACUCCAUCUCUGCCGUCUCAAGCAGCUCGUAGUGUCGCUAAAGCACUGAAUGGCUUGCUGACUCGUGGAUUAUCAUGGGAUAAGCUUCCACCUUCCCCAAUUCCCAAAUUUCGACUUACAUUUCUCAUUUGUUCCGUCGGAUUUACUUCGCCGAUGUUAUUCGAUGAGAAAAGACAUCCGUAUCACUUGAUGCUUCAAACCUUUGUUCACUCUGGAGGCCAGGCAGCGUUCUUUGCUACUUUUCAUUGGGCAUUGUCUGGCGGAGGGCAAUUUCCGUUGUCCGAAGGAUUAGAGCAUCCUGAUCUCCCUGAUGGAACCGGCGAAUUUUUAGACGCCUGGCUCAUGCUCCUGGAAAAAAUGGUCAACCCAAAAGCCAUACUAGAUUCGCCACAUGCAGUCUCCUCUAAAAAUAUCGGAGUUUAUAGAGUUUACGAAACGUUCGAUCCGAUAAAAUAUCUUACCGACAUCCACAAGAAAGCAUUCGAAGCUGUAAUGCUUAUGUGGGGCAAAAAACCAUUGAAAAAUUAUGGGGCACGCAUGACCGAAUCGAUACUUUCCAUUCUCCGUCACAUUCUUCGUGGUGAAAAAAUCAUCAAGGAACGUGCCGAAAAAGAAGAAGGAGUAGAGAGUACCUCGACUGCAGCAAGCACCACUGGAGCCAGUAGUUCUGUGAACACUGUGACGGCUUCAACAACGGAGCGACGAGAAGAGCCUGAAGCAGAUGUUAAUCCCCAACACUUGCGUCAACUCAUGGAUAUGGGAUUCAGCAGAGCUCACUGCAUCGAGGCCUUGUUGCAUACUCUUAAUGUCGAACAAGCCACAGAUUACCUUCUCACAAAUCCAGCAACUUUGCGUAGACCGGACGCCCCUGCUGGAGACGCUAGCGGACAAGGUUUAAUAAUGGAUCUAGAAUUAGUGGAUGACGACCAAAUAAUGCACGCUAUAGCCAUGUCCCUCGGGGAUACAGAUCCGCGAAAAUUUGUCGGUCCAGAAGAACCUGCGAAAGACUCUUCACCGAGUAAAAGUAUCGACGAAUUUACUCACAGCACACUGGAACAGUGUUUAAACUUACUGGAUCUUAUGCCAGACACUGUCUAUCGAAUCUGCGAUCUCCUGGUUACCAUUACAAAACGAAACGGUGAUGAAUGGCGUGAUGGCACUCUACGUCAACUGAUAAGAGAAAUCGCAGAUUUGGUCGACUUCCUGAUCGAUAUCGCCGAAAAUGGUGGAGAAAAUACUGGAACGCGACUAAUUGAGUGCGAAGAAGCUAGCAAGGUUGCAGGUCGCAUAUACCUGUAUACUUUAUUUUUUGAGGGACCGUUUCAAGAAAUGCGCGUACCUUGCGCACAAAUAGUGGCAGAGUGUGGCAUCACAGAGAAACUUGUGAAGCUACUGGUAGUCAGCGAAGGACCUCUUACUGAAUCAAAAUCAAAUAAAAGUCUCAAGGAAAACAACAAAGACGCUACUGCGGGAAAUGUAAAGACACCAAAAUGGCUGGCGCCACUACUCCUGCUCAUAGAUCGUCUUGAAAAAGUCGCUGUUCUUACACAAAGAAAACAACUUAUGCACAAGGUGACAAACCGAACAUGGAAAUGGUUCGACUUAAGUACCGGAAAGUGGACGCCGUACUCGUCCAUCAAUAACCGCGCUAUUAACGACGCUUAUCGGGCGGGAGAAUCCAGCGUUAGAAUAACAUGCGGUAGGCGUCGUUAUCUCAUCACUUUUUCAUGCAUGACACAAGUGAACGAAGACAGCGAUAACAGAAGACCCAUAACGAUGGAAUUCAAGCUGAAAAAUGCCACUGGAGAAGAUGGCAAUCCCACUACCGAAUCAAACAUGGAUACCGAGGGUUGUCCAAGUCCCGCUAUCAGUCCCGAAGAAGAUAAACGCAACGCCGUUGUUCAAGGACUGGAUCCUGCAGUUGCGCCAAACAUUGUCCGCGCGUGUGUCAAACUUCUGGCAAUACCGGUCGAUCGAGAUGCUUUGCACGCCUUGAUGAAAGUCUGCCUACGUUUAACUAGAGAUUAUAGAAAUGCUGAGGUAUUCGCCCGGGAAGGCGGCGUGAAACUGCUACUCGACAUGACACAGGGAAGCAGUUUUAUUGGCUGUAUUAGCCUUAGCACUCUGCUGAUUAGACAUACUUUGGAAGAACCACGAACCCUCUGUCUUGCCAUGGAAAAGGUUGUUCGAGCUCGUACUUUAACCAACAUUCCGCCUGCUUAUAAAGAAAUAUUAUACAUGACGAGGCAAAUCAGCAGCGCCGUCUGUCGUAAUCCAGAAGUCUACAGAGAAGUAUGCGAGAAUAUUCUCAGAGUCGAUAUCAAUGUCUUGAAACGUGACGACGUCGAUAACAGGUUACUUGUCAAGGCGCUCCCACCUACUCAUUCACCAGCUAUGCCAAUGGUUGAAGAAGUUUCGGUCGGUGUUAUCCAAGACCUUUUGAACGCGCUGAUCAAACCGAUGCCUGUGCUAGCGGAUGAAGCUACAUCGUCGACACCAAUCGGAAGUCCAGAGAAAAAAACAGCCCCUCAUUCGACCUCAUCAUCGACGAGUGUAGCCUCGGCAUCCCGCCGAGACAUACUUCGCAGCAGCAGUGCUACACCAGCCAACUGUGAUGCUUUGGACGAUGAUGAUCAAGUGUCGCAAUUAACACCGUUGAAAAUCUACGCGGAUAUCAGUAAUAACGGUAAAGUUGAACCUGAGGAAGCGAAAAAACCGCUACUGCCAAAAUCUGCAAUAUUGAAAAUGCUUGCCGAAGCUGUGCGCUCGUAUGGUGCGGUUGCAAAUCUCAUCACCGAGCACACUUAUCGCGCAGGACAAAGCGAACUCGUCGUCGAGGAUACGACCGCCCUCGCUUUUCUUCUCGACAAACUGCUACCAAUGCUCCCAGAAAAUACUGGAGACAGGCAGUGCAGCAGCAUGGCACGAAUGCUCAUCGCUGCUCUUGCUUCGUGCAAUCAUUCGCCAGAUGCUCAAACAACGCUUGUAACCGAGGUGAAAGCUGCCCUUACGCGAUCUUUGGCGCUUCCUGAGAGUUCCGAGAAACAUGCUCAGCUUCAGCUUUUGAUCGGACUUAUAUCGACAAUGAUCGAUAACUGUCCACCCACUGCUCACACUCAUCUUAGAGCAUCGUUGAAACUUAGUCAGUACAGUAACGUCAACAACAUCGUUAGGAUCAUGUUGAAGAAGGGCAUAGUCACUGAUUUGGCAAAAAUACCCCACAGUCUCGAUCUUUCUAGUCCGAAUAUGGCUGGGACUAUUAACGCCGCCUUAAAGCCGCUCGAAACUCUGUCCAGAAUUAUAAAUCAGCCCAUGCCUGGCGCUGUUAGUUCAAAGUUCACCAAACCAAAGAAUAGUAGAAACGCUCAGGAGGAAACUGGAAUCGGUGAACAAACUGGGACCACAAAUUCUGAAGCUACUCAUGCCGUUGGCGAAGAGCCAAACGAAGACGCCGAGAAUACAGAACACGAUAUCUCUGUAACCGCCGAGAGCCUUGAACCCACUUCCGAAAGUCAUGUUCACGAAGAAGGGGACGAAGCUGCGUUAGAUGAUAUCAUGGACCAACUUCUGGAGAGUGUACUUUUCUCUAGGGACGGCUCGGCCAUCACGGAGGAGCCGCCCUCUCGGCCUCACAGACCAAUGGAUAUUGAUGAGGAAAGUUUAGCGAUGCGAGAAGCGGAAGGUGAAUUCGAUCCGGCACGAGAUACUACAGAGGACCUGAUGAGCUCCGAUUCCGACUCUGACAGCAAUCCAUCCGACGAUAACGAGGAUGAAGUUCAAGACGAUGACGACGAUGAAGAGGAGGAAGAAGAUGACGCCGAAGAGAAUGAAGAGGAGGAAGAGGAAGAGGAAGAAGGUUCUUCAAAUUAUGAAGAAGAUGGUAUGGAGUUUUACGACGAUGUCGGAGAAGGCGUUUUCCGCAUGCUACCAUCAGCUGAUCGGGACAGUGGGAAUGUAGUCAUGAUUCAACACAGUUACGAUAAUCACGACAAUGGGUCAUCAACUCCGGCAUCGACUGGACCAAGUCUUCCUUGGAACACCAAUUUUCCACUACCUUUUGGAAUCUUUGACGAUCCGACUGCUGUCGAAAGUAAUGGAAUCAAUUCACAUCCUUUAUUGAUGGCUCGAAAUAAUUUGGAGGCUGCAUCGUUGCCAGCUUCCAGAGCUCAACGUAAUCUUCGUCAACGUCGUUAUCAGUAUCUCCAGUUGGCAAAUCCUCGCAAUACCAAUCCGCCUGUAAUUUUACAAAGACUUCUUGGACCAACAGCACAAACACUGCCGUUAGCCACGAGUCAAGUAUUAGCGUCAAGUUUUAGAGAUACCCGAGUUGUAGUUAUGGAUAAUGGGCUUGGAAUAUUCACAAAUCAGGAAGAAGAACAAAUCGAUUUCGUUGAUCAAGCGGGUUAUUUGUUCGGCCCAGGUCUCGCCGCAACUUUAAACAAUAUUCCCACGGCCUUACACUGGUGGAUAGAAGAGAGUAAGCUACUUGAUGGAGAUUCACAGCCUGAUUGCUGUGUUGGGGUUGUACAGAAGCUUAUACCCGGCCUUGAGAAAUACAGAAAUAUAGAAUUGGCGGAAAGGAAAGAAAAACGUAAAAAGCAUAACGCUACCGACAAGGAGCCAGAAAAGGAGGAAAAAUCAGAAAAGGAACAACCGAGUAAUACCGAAUCUAAUGGAGCUGCUACUACAGUAGCUACUGAUGAACAGAUAACAUCAGCCAGUACCAGCACACUGAGAGAAGAUACAAGGCAAUUAGUUGCAGCUGUUGAAGCUGCUGUUGAAGCAGUAGACGAUAUUAUCGAAAACUCCUUGCCCUACUCAGAAGUAACAGGAGAAAUGGAAGUCACUGUUCAAGAGGACGAGGAUCGUACCCCACCUCCUCCUCAAGCCGAACAACGUUCUUCCGAAGUAAGGGAUCCUAGGACAGCAACUCGUAAUGCAACUCUCGAACUUGCCGAGAGUAUUGUGGACUCGGUUCUACGACCAAGCGCAUCUGAAGCUACUAGACUGCAACGGCAAAACAUAAGAAACCCCGAAGACUUAUCACCCAUAAAUUUACGAAAUCGUGGUGCGACACCGAUACUUGUUGACUUUAAUCAAGAGGUCUACCAAGAUCUUCCAACAGAUAUCGAAAGCAGCGGUAAUCCUACGGAUUGGAUUAGAAGACUGCUGACUGAUGACACUCAAUUAAACGUUGAGCGAAACGCCAAUGUCGUCAGCCAAGGUCCAAGUUCGUCUUCUGCUGAAAACAAUCCACAAGAGUCUGAAAAUCAACAACCACCUCAACAACAAGAGCAACAACUGCCUGACGGGGUCGAUCCAUCUUUCCUCGCUGCCUUACCUGAGGAUAUGCGUGAAGAAGUCAUAGCUGAACAGCUCAGGCUUCAACGCAUCAGACAACGUGCGCAAGCUACAGUCGUCGAAGAGCCGACUGGUCCAGUGGAAGUAAACCCAGAAUUUUUAGCCGCAUUGCCACCUGCUAUACAAGAAGAGGUUCUUGCUCAGCAACGGCUUGAGCAGCAACGCCAUGCUGCUGCAUCUGCAAAUCCAGAAGAUCCUGUCGACGCUGCAGCGUUCUUCCAGAACUUGCAACCAUCCUUGCGACAAGCUAUACUCACCGAUAUGGAGGAAUCACAAAUAUCUGUACUACCCCCUGACCUUGCUCAAGAAGCGCAAAGUCUGAGAAGAGAUUGGGAAGCUCGUAAUCGACGAAUGAUGCAGGAGAGAAUCCUGAGUCAUGUCACUCAAAGCAAUCCCGCCUUGUCUAGUAUAUUGAGGAAUUCUGGACGAGGCAGAGGAGGAGGCACUCGUUACGCCAUUCAUACGGUGCCUCAGCGUGCGCAAUGGAGUUCUUGGAAUCCCAGGGGCGAAGCCGGAAUCAAUCACCAGGGCGCUGGAUUACGACUGAGGGGACGUCAACUUCUAGAUCAUGAAUCUAUGGCUUGUCUCUUGGUAUUGCUGUUUGUUGAUGAGCCAAAAAUCAACACGUUACGGCUUCACAGAGUGAUAAGAAACUUGUGCUACCACGGCAGUACCAGAGAAUGGGUCGUCAGGGCCCUACUUUCCAUUAUGGAACGAAGUAACGACGAAAACAAAGAUGCUGCGGCCGAUUUUGGUGGGAAAUUUAAAAGAAAAGGAUUAUAUCCGGUGAUAGAUUUUGGGUUGCCGAAGGUAGCUGAAACGCGUAACAGUGCUCAGUCUUGGCUCAAUAUUAGCAUGGAUGCUGCGCUGGGUUGCAGAGCAAACGUUUUUCAUAUAACAAGACAUGGCGGCAAGAGAUCCGAACGACAGUGCAACGUUAUCGCGAUACAUCCACAAGCAGCGCCAACUGUAUGCAGACAUACCCUGGAGCUGCUGAUAUCGUUGGCGAAAAGUUUCCCGGGAUAUUUUGUACCCCUAAAAUCCAAAGAGGUUGAAGAAAAAGAGAAGGAGAAAGAAUCAAAGGAGAACAAAGAAAAAGAGAAAGAGACAAGUUUAGCGAAAGACGAAACUGGAACGAAAGCAAAGUCUACUUCUAAACCUGGAAAGAGUGAUUUGCCCGAUUUCUGGGACAUGCUGCUGCGACUGGACUCUUGCGCUUCCAAGAAGGGAAAAUCUGUUGCUCGAACUCACUCUUAUUCAAACCUGGGAUCGGAACCUGAACAGAGUACGACAUCAUUCGAGGUUUCCGCAUUCGGUCAAUUGAUCUCAAUGCUGAAUUGGUCAGUCGUUAAAAGAAGUAGUCAACUCACCGAUAAACUGCUCAGACUUCUGUCCCUUAUAUCCAUCGGUCUCACAGAAGUUAAUCCGUACCGUCGACAAGAGGGAACCAAGAAUAAAAAAGUUGACGUAGGCAAGGAACAGAGCGUCGCGGCCCCCGAAGGACACCUUCGACUGGCGGUCCAAGUUCUGACAAGCAAAAGCUGCUCGGAAGAAGGAUUGGAGGAUGCUACUGCACUGCUUCUCAAUCUUUCCCACUGCCCAGAUCCUACCAGACAAUUGAUAUUAAAACUGCUUCUGGAAGGUGCAAUGGAACUGGCAAACAUGGUUUGUGAACAUAUCAACGAUCUCAUGAUGGAGCUGAAGGUAUUGAAUCGGGAAAUAAACCGACGAUAUUCCAUUGAAGAACAACCGUCCACAAGUUCGGGAAGCGGUGGUCGUGGCAUUCUGCACGAUCGUUUCACCAAUGACAACGUUGUUGUGACAGCACCUAGCAAAGUUAAGGCGGGUAGCGAUCUCCAACUUCCGUCGAUGGGUGCACUUGUCAGCAAAACAUCUAGUCAAGCAUUCUUUUUACGUAUACUAAAAGUGAUCGUGCAGAUAAGAGAAGCGGUUCGCUUGGCUCAUAAGAAAAAAACCGAAGUUAGUCAAACCGCCGAAACUGCUAUGGACACUGGUACCACGAGUCAACAACCACCUGUCACAGUACCGGAGGAAAAUGUCGAGGCUGUUGCUAUGGACACAACACAGUCGAACGUUUCUAAUACAGACCCUCCUAAAGCUUCCGUUGGCAAUGCUGAUCCUUCGGCUUCGACCACACGCGACGAGGAAGAAAAGUCAAUAUUACCAUUGUUGAGCGAGAGCUUGGUGCUCGACAAUCUUUGGGAAACUUUAAGCGCUUGUCUACUCGAACUUGAACAUACACCCGAUCAUCACGCCGUCCUAGUCUUACAACCCGCCGUUGAAGCCUUCUUCUUAGUUCACUCAUCAUCUAGCACACCGACUCGGGAACGUAACAAUGAUACGACGACUGAGGCUCGCGACGUUGUUCCUGAUCUGGCGCCUGUCUCACCUAUAUAUUCGGACAACGAAGGUACUUCACAGCCCGAGGCUGUCAUCAGUAGUUCUUGGGAUAUGGCUCCAGCAACACAGGUUACAUUGCCGUCGGAUCAAUUGAAAUUCCUGAAAUUUGCUGAAACACAUAGGACAGUUCUCAAUCAAAUUCUCAGACAAACCACAACCCACCUAGCCGAUGGACCUUUCUCAGUCCUUGUGGAUCACACCAGGGUUUUAGAUUUCGAUGUCAAGAGACGCUACUUUAGAACAGAACUCGAACGAAUGGACGAAGGCAUACGAAGAGAAGAACUAGCUGUUCAUGUACGCAGAAGUCACAUAUUCGAAGAUUCCUUCAGAGAGUUACACCGUAGAAAUGCAGAUGAAUGGAAAAAUCGGUUCUACAUUGUCUUUGAAGGUGAGGAGGGCCAAGAUGCUGGAGGACUGCUCAGAGAAUGGUACGUGAUUAUAUCGCGAGAGAUCUUCAAUCCAAUGUAUGCCUUAUUUACCGUGAGUCCCGGUGAUCGAGUAACUUACAUGAUUAAUUCGUCGUCACACUGCAAUCCGAAUCAUCUGUGUUACUACAAAUUCGUUGGCAGAGUAAUUGCCAAGGCUAUUUAUGACAACAAAUUAUUGGAAUGCUACUUUACACGCAGCUUUUAUAAACACAUUUUGGGUAUACUUGUUAAACAUACCGAUAUGGAAAGCGAAGAUUACAGCUUCUACAAAGGACUGGUAUACCUUACCGAACAUAAUGUCUCCGAUCUUGGAUACGAACUCACGUUUUCCGCAGAGGUCAAUGAAUUCGGAGUGAAUGACGUACGAGACUUGAUUCCAAACGGUCGAAAUAUCGUCGUUACAGAAGAAACUAAAUUAGAAUACAUUCGUUUGGUCUGUCAGAUGAAAAUGACUGGAGCGAUUCGUAAACAGUUGAAUGCGUUUUUGGAAGGAUUUUAUGACAUAAUUCCCAAACGGCUCAUCUCUAUCUUCAAUGAACAGGAACUUGAGCUAUUGAUUAGUGGUUUACCUAACGUGGACAUCGAAGACCUUAAAUCGAACACUGAAUAUCACAAAUACAGUCCGACUUCGUUGCAGAUCCAGUGGUUUUGGCGUGCUUUACGCGGUUUCGAUCAAGCUGAUCGAGCGAAAUUCCUUCAAUUUGUCACUGGGACUUCGAAAGUACCGCUACAAGGUUUCGGUGCUUUAGAAGGUAUGAAUGGCGUGCAAAAGUUCCAAAUUCAUCGAGAUGACAGGUCAACGGACAGAUUACCUUCAGCGCACACAUGCUUCAAUCAACUCGAUCUACCGGUUUACGAAACAUACGACAAGUUGCGCAGUAAUCUGUUAAAAGCAAUCCACGAGUGCAGCGAAGGUUUUGGAUUUGCUUAAAUUUGUUAAUAUCAUCGAGGAACUCACGGCGCAUAACGUAAGUUUUCUGUGUAAACACGCUCGUGUCUGUUUGCCUUUGGUGUCGCAAAAAAAUAUCUCGAUUCGAGACUAUAUGUGAUUUUGUCUCUGGAUUCUCUAUUUGCACCUAUGCAUAACACGACUCUAUAUACGGAAUAAAAUCGUAUGAGUGUGUACGACAAAUCAUCAAGACAUAUAAUAAAACCGGAAGUACGCGCUUGAUCUUCAAUCAAGAUCUAUAUACUAUAAAUAAAUGAAUUAACAAAACAGAAUAUAUACAUAUAUGUGUAAACAUUUCGUAUAUGUAUAUAUUAUAUUACACUAUAAUUAUAAAAUAAUAACUUGUAAUUAUUAAGGUAAAUAUUUUGAUUGCUACCAACGUUAGAGUUUAUUUUGUUGAGAAAGAUCUUGGAAGAAGAUACAGAGCUUAACGAUAAUUCCCAGCAAAGCGAGAUAUGGGGAAAGUUAAUGAAAAUAAUUAAGUAACUGAUUAAAAGAAGAAGAAAAAGAAUCGAGUAAAAUAAAUGAAAAAGAAAUAUGUUAAGUAAGUUUACCUAUAAGCGUAGCCAUUAAGAUUGAUAUGUAAGUGUAUUAGAUAGGACACUAAGUACGUUGUAAGGGUCAAAUAGAAUGGAAAUUGUAUUAUAAUAUACUGUAAUUAAUUGGAUGCAUUCUGUAACCGACUCGAUAACCGAA